AUAUGGAGUCACCAAGACAUGAAAGUUGGCCGAAAGUAAAUAAGAGAUAUCAGAUUGUCAGGAAGUUAGGACAAGGCACUUUUAGCACUGUUUAUGAAGCCAGAGACAGAAUAAGAGCAAUAGAUGUCGCAUUGAAGGUUGAAAAGAAUCGGAGAAGAAGCAGAAACGGAACUGGAAUAUUAAACUUCGAGUUCAAAGUUAUGACUGCUUUACAAUGAAAAACACAUGUCCCAAGAGUGUUUGAGUAUGUUGUCAAUGAGCCUGAUGAAGACGAUUACAUAGCAAUGGAACUUCUAGGUCCAAAUUUGACUAAAGUUAAAUAAGAGCUUCCAACGAGGAUUUAGUCAAGGUUAUGCCACUCGACUUCUGAUGCAGAUGUUGGAAGGUAUCCAACAAGUCCAUGAAAAGGGAUUUAUUCACAGAGAUAUAAAAGCGUCGAAUUUCCUACUUGGAGAUGAUAAUCGAGUUGUUCUUGCAGAUUUUGGUCUUGCAAAAGUUCACUUAAAUCAGAGGAAUGGGAAGCCACUGACUCCAAGAGAUCAAGUCGAUUUCAGAGGCACGAUCUCUUUCGCUAGCCUUAACGCUCAUUAUUGUAAAGAGCUUUCUAGAAGAGAUGAUUUAUGGAGCUGGUAUUUCGUCUUGCUUGAUUUUUACGGUGAAACUCUAAAAUGGAGAAAAGAAAGAGAUAACACUAUGUCACAAGUUCAAUGCAUUUAAGGAAGAAGCUCUUGCAGAGCCCGAAAAAUAUCUUUGGAGUAGUAAGACUGACGAGGUGCCCCAAAUCAAAGAAAUUUUUUAUCACAUUAAAGGCCUCGGGUACGAUGAUACUCCAGAUUAUGAUCUUCUUUUUCAGAUAUUAAUAAAUAUCCUUGCUCAUGUAGAAUUUAAAGCGCGACAUGUAGCAUUUGAUGGAUUUUUAAGAAGCUUUAAAGCAACUAAUAAUAUGCCAGUUACUAUUCAUUCUGGAAAUUCUGGUCCAAAAUAACCCUCAAUUAAACUUAGAAACACUUGGUACUACUACAGGAGCUUUAGAAAACUUUGCACACUCAUCCUCGGUUGGACAAUUUAAGGUGGAAAAUAUUGUAGAGGACAACUUAGAUACUGCAGAAUACUCAUGAGUCCCAAUUGAUGAUAGUCUUGCAAGAAUACAGAAGUUUGUGAUCGACCAAUGAUUUUAUCCUGAUGUUCCUCAAUGUAACCAAUUCAGAAUUACUCAAAACUUACAUGUAUCUAUUCGUACUGAGAAAAUCGAUGCUUUUGAAGAUGAAUUCUUCAAGAUCUUCUAUUCUCUCUACCAGCUAAAGAACGCUCCAAGGACACACUCUCUAUCUAUUUCAGACGGUAGCGAAGAAGAUUAUGAAAUUUGUGAAGGGCUGGGAGAACUCUACUAUGAAAACAACCAUAAAAUGAAUAAUAAGAUGCUAUAUCCUCUACCAAGUGAUUAUCCUCUAACCGGGAUUUCAACGGUUUCAAAUUUUGACGGAUCAAUUCAGAAUUCCAAAAUGGAUCCUAACCUGAUACCGAACCCUUCUAAAUGGGUAGUCCCACCUCUACAGAUCUUCCAGCCUGAAAAUCACCCAAAUGCUUCUGUAAACUUUCCGGUGAUAGAAAUUGUGGAGAAUAACUCUGAAGGGAAAAAGUCCGUCCCUGACCAAGAGAGUUCUAGUGAAGAGUACAAGGUCGAAGAGGAUGAAAUUGAAGAACUGAGUGAUAUAAUAAUAGAGCCGAACAGGAAACAGACCAGGAAUAAGAAAAGAAGGAAGCAAGCUGCUCAGAGGAACUCAAUGUGUGGAGCCAAAAGGAAAAGAGAGUUGAAAAAGAUCGAAAAGGAUAUUCCCUACUCUCCAGUUACAAUAAAAUGUGACUAUUCGCCUAAAUCAAGAAGAGAAGUAGAUCCUAGCCGACAAGUAUGUCCUAAAAGGACUAGAAAAACCAUAAUUGACCUUGAUGAUUAA
Moneuplotes crassus is the source of this 1955-nucleotide messenger RNA. Lineage: Eukaryota; Ciliophora; Spirotrichea; Euplotida; Euplotidae. The record is from the annotation of a GenBank genome assembly.